Messenger RNA from Lytechinus pictus (painted urchin), 3922 nucleotides. RefSeq names its product xyloside xylosyltransferase 1-like. The transcript is spliced from 2 exons. Gene Ontology annotation, molecular function: xylosyl alpha-1,3-xylosyltransferase activity. Gene Ontology annotation, cellular component: endoplasmic reticulum membrane. The coding region runs from base 851 to 2041 and encodes 396 amino acids. The record is from RefSeq and is a predicted model, not a curated record. NCBI's taxonomy places the organism in Eukaryota, Metazoa, Echinodermata, Echinoidea, Temnopleuroida, Toxopneustidae. Gene Ontology annotation, biological process: protein O-linked glycosylation via N-acetylgalactosamine.
AUUGUUCAAAGGGACUGGUGUUUUUAGGGUCAAUGGCUAAAACAGAUCGAUAACAAUAAGGACUUGAUCAAAUAGAUGAGCUUACUUUUCCUUUUUGUUUCGUCACCCUACGAGCGAACGACCCGAAAGGUGAAUGUGAGUCGUAUUUGCUGACUGAUGAAGAUCUGACGUCACAUCGACCACGAGCAAAUCGCUAAUUACCGCUAAGACUGGACGCUGUCAGCUCAUAAAGUGUGUUGGGUCUCCGUCGCACACACAGAGGCGGAUCGAGUCACCUGUAUCUGGGGCAAACAAUCAUUGUCGUCAACGAGUCACGCACGCACUGAUCACCUGCGAGGCUUUAUCUUGGUGAAACGGCUUAUAUAUCGAAAGAGAGUGCGCGCGCUGCCGAGAUGAGCUACUCCUUACAAUGAAUGACCAUCUUGACCAGUCGUCCUCAGUACUGACCACUCGAGCAUUAUUCCUCCCAGGCACUACUCUAUAUAGAUUCCUGACAGAAGUACGGGAGACGCUCUCCUCAUGACUGACUUUAAUUAUGUGGAAUUAAUUCCUUAUCAAAGAGCCAUCGGGGGCUUUCACAUACUCAUUACGUCUAUUUUCGUUCUAUAACCGCUCUCAAUCGACAACUAUAGAAUAUAUUCCUUUCUGAGGCCGAAUUCUUUUCAUUCGUCGAGGGAUGACCAUCUUCCCACGUCGGAGGUAGUAGACAUAGGUCCUACAACAUCAGGAUUCUAAUCUGAAUUUACCAUCAGGCAAACAAUUGUCGAACUGAAAAGUACUCCCUGAUUAACAUCAUAAGGAGGCAGUCCCAUCGCAAUUGCAGACUGUCGAACAUUCACGUUCAUCCGAGAUGCUUUGCUUCACGAGAAGAACAUCCGAACCCCUUCCUCUCGUGCGACCAAAGUCACUGACCCCAAUGCAGCAGAUUUCCUUGAUCGGCUGGUCUCUCUUUCGACCUGCCCUUGUCAUCUUGUCUUGCUUCUGGAUCGGGUACCUGACCGCCAUCGUGGGGCCGAUGCUCAAUGCAAAACACACCGCAACCAUCCAGCAUCGCGUCAGCCGCUUCGCCGACUACCUCUCCCUGCCGACCAACGUGUUCGACAACGGCAACCCCAUCCUCCGGAGGUCCAUCUCGUCGCCACCCAGUGACGACCCUGGACGAUUCCGCUACGUGCUGAUUCCUCUCACAAGCGUCCACACCAUGCCCUACCACAAGAAACGGUUCGAGGUCUGUAUGCAAAGUCUCCUGGAGAAGUCAUCGAUUCCGUUGUAUUUCUUCUUCGUGGUUGACGAACCAAGUAGGCUGUACCUGGAAGAAAAGAUGAGGAUAUUCAGGAGGAACUUCAGGUCGAUAGUAGAGAUAGAGUAUACGUUUUUGGACCAGGAGACGGUUGCAAGGAAGCUUGCCCCAUCUGUGUCGGUUGUCCAACAAAUCGUCAGUGGCAACACCCAGGGCUACUAUAACCAAUCCAUUUUCUUCCUGUCAGUGGCUAUUCAUCGAGGUAUCCUCCCCGAUUUCGUCCACCAAAUCAUCAUGAUCGACACCGAUCUCAAGUUCCUCUCCGACAUCAGCGGACUUUUCGCUCAUUUCGACAAGUUCGGAGAUAGUAACGUCAUGGGCAUCGCGCAUGAUCAACAGCCGACAUAUCGCGAUGCGUUCAGCGCGUAUCGUGCGCGUUAUCCCAACACGCGCGUCGGUUCGCCGGCCCCUAAUGGACUACCAGGUUUCAACAGCGGUGUUGUGCUUCUAGAUCUUGAUCGAAUGAGGAGCAGCCAACUCUAUAAUCACUAUCUCAAUCCCUUGGUUGCGGAGUUUAUCUCCAAUAAAUAUUUAUUCAAGGGAAACUUAGGCGAUCAAGACUUUUAUUCCCUGAUCGGGAAUGAAAGAGAAAACUUAUUUUACGUUUUGCCUUGUUCGUGGAAUCGACACCUUUGUCGAAAACUUUACGACCAAUACGCUCCCGUGUUUGAUUCUUAUUUUAGAUGCGAUGGUAAGAUCCAUAUCUAUCAUGCCAGCUGCAAUUCUACGUUGCCCGUUUGAACAACCAAACAGCUCUUUUUGAAAGUCGAUAAGAUUAAAAGCUAUCGACGCUUUUAAAAAUAAACCUUCACCAGUCCUGUCAAUGGAAAGCGCGUGAGGCUUUUUUUAAAUAAAAUUAUGCCCUUUCAUCUUACAGUGUGCUUCCCGCUCACCUUACUGAAUUCGCUAGAAACUUUGUCGAAUGGAAGAAAGUUGGGAGUUUCUUUGAAAGUAGGGUUAGAUUUGUCUUUGAAUUAAGCACAGAUGAACUUGUGGUCAGGUAUAAAUGGGCCCAGUGGCUACCAUGCCCCGUCCAAUGCGAAGGUUUAGGGUUCGAACCUCUGCCCAUCUGCCCAUUUUAGGACGCAUGCAUUGCAAGUUGAACAUUUGCCUUCCUCCAUCCAAGAGUAAACGGGUGCGCGGUAUUUCUCGAAGCUAAUGCUCAGGGACACGAGAAGGACACCAAUGCAGAUUAAGAUAUAAACAUAUAUGAUGCCAUUUCCAUGAUGAUGAGGAUGAUUACGACGGCGAUGACGAUGAUAAUAUUGACGAUGUUAACGACGACGAUGAUGAUUAUGGUGGCGGCAUCGGUGGUGGUUGUGCAUGAGGGUGAUGGUGAUGGUUGUGGUGAUUGAUGAUGAUGAUGAUGGUGAUGAUGAUUGUGUAUGGUAAUAACGAUGAUAUUCAUCGUGAUGUCGAUGAUGAUGAUGAAACACGAUGACGAAGAAGAAAAAUUGAUGUCAAGAAUGGGCACGUCCCUCUUAACCAUGCUUACUAUCACCACGGUUUCUUAAUGUUAUUUGAGUCUGCAAUCAAAUUAAUCUUUAAAUGACAUGGUAACAGUAUAACAACUAUGAUUGUGUAUGGAACUUUUUAAUGGAAGGACAGCUCGGUGGUUAAAUUGGUUUUAACAAAAGUAACCAAGAAAUGAGGAAGAUAUUUUGAUGCAGGUCUAAAUAAGUCCAUGAUGUUCAAAAUAAAUAAAAUCGUGCGUUUUAGUAUUCUAAUAUUUUUUUAAUAAAGUGUUAAUAAUUGACACAUCACAUGCAAGUGGCUCACCCAUAUAUUUUUGUUAAGUGAUAUUUUCUGUGACAUUAAUGGCGGAGCUGCUCACAUGUGACGUCACAAUUCAAAUUUUGAUAAAAUCAUAACCCCGUUCAUCCUUUGACGGACUUUCACCAAACCUUCGUUUAUAUGAAUUUACUUGAACCCAUUUUCUCAUUUUUAACCUACUAACCGAAAGAGUGAACGUUAAAAAAACGUUUAGUAUUUCCUUGUUCAUGUUAUCAUGCAUUUAUACACUCACUUCGACAACUAAUUCGAAAUGAUGUUCAAAAUGAAGUCAGUGGAGUACAAUUCAUGUGUAAUUAUUAUUGUCAUAAUUUUGUACACGUAUAUGGGUAUGAGUCAUAGACCAAUAUUUUUUGUUUUAAUAAUGUAAAUAUUGAUAUAGAAUGACAAUGCGAUAAAUUAUGGUGCUUUAUUUUCAGUGGGUAAAUAUAGAACAAUAAUUGUUUGUUCCCUAAUUUGCAAAUUGGUCUGCAAGUAUAUGAAUUGUUGUUUAUAGUUAGUUACAAUUUUAUUUUGAAAAUCAAGUUUUCAUAAUCCACAUAGCAUUAUGAAUAUGUGCUAUAUGAGAUCCACGUAAAUGUUUUUUUUUUAUUCAUUAUUGCGAUGAAAUAAGUCCUGGAAAAUCAUUUCAAUUAAUUGCCAAAAAUUGUAUUAUUUGUAAUGCAUUUAUUACAUUUAUCAAGGGUAAUAGUACACUUGUAAUAAGUGGCUUUAUUAAAACAAAACUUUCCUGAAGUUACUUAUGUGUAAUAUUUUGGAUGUAUUAUUUAUUUUUACAUGAAUAACUUGACUAUGUGAUCGGGUUUUCAUUUAAUAAAGUCUAAACACAUA